Messenger RNA from Hipposideros armiger (great roundleaf bat), 3226 nucleotides. It is a transcript of the gene FOXP2, whose product is annotated as forkhead box P2. The coding region runs from base 774 to 2975 and encodes 733 amino acids. Gene Ontology annotation, biological process: regulation of transcription by RNA polymerase II. The record is from RefSeq and is a predicted model, not a curated record. The transcript has 21 exons. Gene Ontology annotation, molecular function: RNA polymerase II cis-regulatory region sequence-specific DNA binding; DNA-binding transcription repressor activity, RNA polymerase II-specific. NCBI's taxonomy places the organism in Eukaryota, Metazoa, Chordata, Mammalia, Chiroptera, Hipposideridae. Gene Ontology annotation, cellular component: nucleus.
CGGAGAAAGGGAGGGCGUCUCGGUUGGCUUGUACCUGUAAAUCCGCGGAGGCCGCGACGAGAGGACCACGGCCGGCGCAAGGGGUGGACUUUGGCCCCGCGGAGCUCGCGUCCCUACGUCCCUUCGCUGUCGCGGCGGCGAGGGCCGGACCCACCAGGUGGCCGCGCGCGCUGCCGGCUGGUCGCCCGCGCACCUCUCCCCGCCUCGCAGGCCGGAACGCGCCCCGACACCCCGACCUGGGCGCGAGCGUCUGUGUGGGUGUUCGGGCCUGGCUGAAGCGGGCAGGAAAAGUUGUCCUACCGUCUCAGACUCGGGGAGCUCUUAGGUGGGCUGGCGGUCACGACGGAGGUGAGCCAACCGGAACGGGUGAGUGCUCAGAGCCGGCGGGAGGGAGAAAGGCUGUGAAAGACUGUGGACGUGUGUAAGGUGUGCGCACAUAUCCAGUCAUCAUGGACUCCGAGGUGAUUGAAGAGCUGCCUCGCCAAAGUGCCCUGCGUCUACCUAGAAGAAUAAUGAAGUAGUAGCAGAUCAAACAAAUAAUAGAAGUCUGUUGAAGCUUUGUCCUGACCUAUUCUGGAAGUAGAAGAAUACCCUGGAGAAAGGAGCAUUGUAAGCACAAAGAAUAAGACUCCUCAAUCCUGGAAGAGAGAAUUAAAGUCUAACCCUCCAAAUGGCUGCUCUAGUGUGAUGUUGGGACUGAAUUUGCUGAGUACUCCAUAUCAAGGUUGACUUCAAGGUCUUGUGGGAGAACUGCAAGAAAUAGGUAUUAAGUCAUGAUGCAGGAGUCUGCGACAGAGACAAUAACCAACAGUUCAAUGAAUCAAAAUGGAAUGAGCACUCUAAGCAGCCAAUUAGAUGCUGGCAGCAGAGAUGGAAGAUCAAGUGGUGACACGAGCUCUGAAGUAAGCACAGUGGAGCUGCUGCACCUGCAACAACAGCAGGCUCUCCAAGCAGCAAGACAACUUCUCUUACAGCAGCAAACAAGUGGACUGAAGUCUCCUAAGAGCAGUGACAAACAGAGACCACUUCAGGACUUGCUUCCAGAAACAAAAUUUUGUGUCUGUGGCCACUCUUCUGGUGAUGGGCAUCCUCACAACACAUUUGCAGUGCCCGUGUCUGUGGCCAUGAUGACCCCCCAGGUGAUCACCCCCCAGCAAAUGCAGCAGAUCCUCCAGCAGCAAGUCCUGUCUCCCCAGCAGCUCCAGGCCCUUCUCCAGCAGCAGCAGGCAGUAAUGCUGCAGCAGCAACAACUACAAGAGUUUUACAAGAAACAGCAAGAGCAGUUACAUCUUCAGCUUUUGCAGCAGCAGCAACAGCAGCAGCAGCAGCAACAGCAGCCGCCGCAGCCCCAGCCACAGCCGCCGCAGCCGCAGCCACAGCCGCAGCAUCCUGGAAAGCAGGCCAAGGAGCAGCAGCAGCAGCAGCAACAGCAGCAGCAACAGCAGCAGCAGCAGCUGGCGGCCCAGCAGCUUGUCUUCCAGCAGCAGCUUCUCCAGAUGCAGCAACUCCAGCAGCAGCAACAUCUGCUCAGCCUUCAGCGCCAGGGACUGAUCUCCAUCCCACCAGGCCAGGCGGCUCUUCCGGUCCAGUCGAUGCCCCAAGCUGGCUUAAGUCCCGCUGAGAUUCAGCAGUUGUGGAAAGAAGUGACUGGAGUUCACAGCAUGGAAGACAACGGCAUCAAACAUGGAGGGCUGGACCUCACUACCAAUAACUCCUCCUCGACUACCUCCUCCACCACGUCCAAAGCAUCACCACCAAUCCCCCAUCAUUCCAUGGUGAAUGGACAGUCUUCAGUUCUAAGUGCAAGGCGAGACAGCUCGUCACACGAGGAGACUGGGGCCUCCCACACUCUCUAUGGCCAUGGAGUUUGCAAAUGGCCAGGCUGUGAAAGCAUUUGUGAAGAUUUUGGACAGUUUUUAAAGCACCUUAACAAUGAGCAUGCGCUGGACGACCGAAGCACUGCCCAGUGUCGAGUGCAAAUGCAGGUGGUGCAACAGUUAGAAAUCCAGCUUUCUAAAGAACGGGAACGUCUUCAAGCAAUGAUGACCCACUUGCACAUGCGACCCUCAGAGCCCAAACCAUCCCCCAAACCCCUAAAUCUGGUGUCUAGUGUCACCAUGUCGAAGACCAUGUUGGAGACAUCCCCACAGAGCUUACCUCAAACCCCUACCACACCAACGGCCCCAGUCACCCCGCUCACCCAGGGAGCCUCAGUAAUCACCCCAGCCAGUGUGCCCAAUGUGGGAGCCAUACGAAGGCGACAUUCAGACAAAUACAACAUUCCCAUGUCAUCAGAGAUUGCCCCAAACUACGAAUUUUAUAAAAAUGCAGAUGUCAGACCUCCCUUCACUUAUGCAACUCUCAUAAGGCAGGCUAUCAUGGAGUCAUCUGACAGGCAGUUAACACUUAAUGAAAUUUACAGCUGGUUUACGCGGACAUUUGCUUACUUCAGGCGUAAUGCAGCAACUUGGAAGAAUGCAGUACGUCAUAAUCUCAGCCUGCACAAGUGUUUUGUUCGAGUAGAAAAUGUUAAAGGAGCAGUGUGGACUGUGGAUGAAGUAGAAUACCAGAAGCGAAGGUCACAAAAGAUAACGGGAAGCCCAACCUUAGUAAAAAAUAUACCUACCAGUUUAGGCUACGGAGCAGCCCUUAAUGCCAGUUUGCAGGCUGCCUUGGCGGAGAGCAGCCUACCUCUGCUCAGCAACCCAGGACUGAUCAACAAUGCGUCCAGCGGCCUCCUGCAGGCCGUCCAUGAAGACCUCAAUGGCUCCCUGGACCACAUCGACAGCAAUGGGAACAGCAGCCCCGGCUGCUCACCUCAGCCACACAUACACUCAAUCCACGUCAAGGAGGAGCCGGUGAUAGCGGAGGAUGAAGACUGCCCGAUCUCCUUAGUGACCACCGCCAAUCACAGUCCAGAGUUAGAAGACGACAGAGAGAUCGAAGAAGAACCUUUGUCCGAAGAGCUGGAAUGAGAACUGGCUUGUGAAACCUCAGCGUGAAGGGACAUAUCACUGACCUUCAUAACCACUCCACAACCAUGACUAUUGACAGAUUUUUACUGUGACUAUUUAUUAAGCAUGGAUAAAGGAGACAGCCCUGAAGGAACUUACUAAAGCCAGCCCUUUGGGAUUCAGUACAAACAGGCAAAUUGCUUGUUUUCUUCUCUCUCUCCUCCUCUCUCUCUUUCUCUUUCUCUCUCUUUCUUUUUUAGAAAAAAAAAGAC